Molecule: messenger RNA, 1425 nt
Organism: Musca vetustissima
Lineage: Eukaryota; Metazoa; Arthropoda; Insecta; Diptera; Muscidae
Gene: alien
Product: COP9 signalosome complex subunit 2
Exons: 6
Coding region: 45-1379 (444 amino acids)
Biological process (GO): protein deneddylation
Cellular component (GO): COP9 signalosome
Source: RefSeq, a predicted model, not a curated record
UUUUUUCUGUUCUAUUAUAAAGCAAUUUAGAACUAAAUAUCAGAAUGUCGGAUAACGAUGAUGAUUUUAUGUGCGAAGAUGAUGAAGAUUAUGGAUUGGAAUAUUCGGAAGAUAGUAAUUCCGAGCCGGACGUUGAUCUGGAAAAUCAAUAUUACAAUAGUAAAUCAUUAAAGGAAGAUGAUCCCAAGGCGGCAUUGGCCUCCUUUCAAAAGGUGUUGGACCUAGAGAAUGGCGAAAAGGGGGAGUGGGGUUUUAAGGCCUUAAAGCAAAUGAUAAAAAUUAAUUUUAAACUGAACAACUAUGAAGAGAUGAUGGUGCGCUAUAAACAAUUAUUGACCUACAUCAAGAGUGCCGUGACACGCAACCACUCGGAAAAGUCCAUCAAUUCUAUAUUAGAUUAUAUAUCCACAUCGAAAAAUAUGGAACUUUUACAAAACUUUUAUGAAACCACCUUGGAAGCCUUAAAGGAUGCAAAAAACGAUCGCCUGUGGUUUAAGACAAAUACGAAACUGGGAAAAUUGUAUUUCGAUCGCAACGAGUUUGGAAAAUUACAAAAAAUCCUGAAACAAUUACAUUUGUCUUGCCAAACGGAUGACGGUGAAGAUGAUUUGAAAAAGGGUACACAACUUUUGGAAAUAUACGCCUUGGAAAUACAAAUGUAUACCGUCCAAAAGAAUAACAAAAAGCUGAAGGCCCUUUACGAACAAUCACUGCACAUUAAAUCGGCAAUCCCACAUCCGCUGAUUAUGGGUGUUAUUCGCGAAUGUGGCGGUAAAAUGCAUUUGCGUGAGGGUGAAUUUGAAAAGGCCCAUACCGAUUUCUUUGAGGCAUUUAAAAAUUACGAUGAAUCGGGUUCGCCGAGACGUACAACGUGCCUGAAAUAUUUGGUAUUGGCAAAUAUGCUCAUGAAAUCCGGUAUUAAUCCCUUCGAUUCCCAAGAAGCCAAACCCUAUAAAAAUGAUCCGGAAAUUUUGGCCAUGACCAAUUUGGUGGUAUCCUAUCAAAAUAAUGACAUUAAUGAAUUUGAAUCGAUAUUACGCACUAAUCGUAGCAAUAUUAUGGCUGAUCCUUUCAUACGAGAACACAUUGAAGAUCUGCUAAGGAAUAUACGCACACAGGUUCUCAUUAAAUUAAUACGACCAUAUAAAAAUAUAGCCAUACCAUUUAUUGCCAAUGCACUGAAUAUUGAACCGGCCGAAGUUGAGAGUCUAUUGGUGUCGUGCAUACUAGACAAUACCAUCCAGGGACGCAUUGAUCAAGUAAAUCAAGUUUUACAAUUGGAUAAGGAAAACAGUACAGGAUCUCGUUAUAAUGCCAUCGACAAAUGGUCCAACCAAAUUCAAUCUCUACAAAUGGCAGUCAUCAAUAAAAUGGCCUGAGACAGGCCUUCACUAGCUAUGCAUUGUUUACCAACAUUAAACUGGU